AUGUCGACAUCCCGUUAUGGCCAGGUGGAAAAUAGUAAUAAUCAGAGGUUGGACGAAUUGGCAUCCAAGCUUUCUACCUUCAGGAAUGUAAACGCGGAAAUUGGGAAUGAAGCUCGUGCCGACACAUCCGUUAUGGAUCAAAUACAAAACCAGUUUGACUCGAUGCUACUAAAGGUCAAAAACUCAUCAUCAAGACUUACCAGAUCGAUGAAUGCUGGCAACAACAUUUGGAGAAUGGUCGGUCUCUCGCUCUUGAUAUUCUUCAUUGUAUACUUUCUAUUCAAAGUUUUUUAG
Lachancea sp. 'fantastica' is the source of this 294-nucleotide messenger RNA. NCBI's taxonomy places the organism in Eukaryota, Fungi, Ascomycota, Saccharomycetes, Saccharomycetales, Saccharomycetaceae. The record is from the annotation of a GenBank genome assembly.